AUGACCAUCCGCCGAGCAUUUGAUGCUGGAGCUUCCACACACUCCUGUCAUCACAACCUUUACCGAUCGCUCGUCGCGGCAGUGAACAACAGCCAUGAGAAUAUCGUGCGUCUGAUACUGGAACAAAACAAAGACAAAGAUCCUAGUGUAUUUAUAGAAAAUGAGAACUGCGAGCUGUGUGGAGAUCAGGGAUCUUAUCUCAACCCCUCAAAAAACAGACCUCCACUAUAUUUGGCGGCAGUGCGUGGCAACGUGACCAUUGCAAGGCUCCUGCUUGCCUAUAACAUCACUUUCAAACAUGACCACAGACACGGCAGUCCAAUAGGCUUUGACUUUGUACUUGCGGCAGCAAAGAACGGACACCUGGCCGUUUUGGAAGUUUUCCUCGAGGCUGGCUACGCCUUAGACAACAAAAGAAGGGGAUACCGGAAUAAGACACCACUCUAUGUUGCAGUCAACCAGGGUAAUACAAAAUUGGUUGAAUACUUGCUGGACAAAGGAGCCAAACCCUCGUGUGAUGAUGAACCAUCUCUCACAUCCGCCGCGAGAAAAGGGCACCUUGAAACGGUUAAAUUGCUCCUGAAGCGCGGAGCAGACCCCAAAGGGCAUUCUUUGGGUCGAUCGGCCCUUUCUUGUGCGGCUGGCGAGGGCCAUUUGAAGGUUGUGGAAGUGCUCUUAGAGCAUGGAGCGGAUCUUGAUCUUGAUACGGAUGAAGGUUGGCAGGGUACACUCUACCAUGUAGCUGUAAGAGGUCGGCUGAAAAUCCUUCAUCUUCUGUUGGCGCGUGGAGUGAACAUAUACCCCAAGGAGCCAAAGGAAAAAUGUGACUUGCUGUCUUCAAUAAUCGGAGAUAAACAUUGGAGACGUGUUAGGAGGCAGAAACGGGCUGCCUUUGCUAAACUUUUUCGAACCAUCGUCGAUUUUGAGGACAUGAUAGACCACGGAGAUGACGAAGCACAAGCUCAGGUUCUGUAUAUAGCUAUUGGCUAUGGGUGGGAUGAUGUUGUGCAGCGUGUUCUGCAGCAGGGGUUUUCCGCAGAAGGGGUCUAUCUUCACAAUAAAGCGCGGUACGACAGGCCUAUACUCCAGGCCAUUGACAACGGCCAUAUUGGAAUUACCAAACUCCUUGUCGAGCAUGGUGCGAAUAUACAGGAGUACCAGGGAGAAGACACGGAGGAAGGCGCGCUUCCCUUGGCAAUCCAAUUGGGCAAUGUACAAAUUGCAGAGCUUUUGAUCGACCACGGGGCUGAUGUAAAUUGUCUCAGCAGCCGUGGAGAAACAGCUUUGGCUGAGGCGGCAGCCGAGGGUGCAAAGGGUUCCGCAAAUAUGUUUCGCAUGUUGCUUGACCGAGGAGCAGAUCCGACAAAGACUCCAUCACACGCUGAUGAGAACGCUAUUACCAGGGCAUUGUACUUCGGCGCACUGAAUGCGGUACAGGCAUUGGUGGAGAGAGGCAUUGCAUUGGAAAUGCCUCCAUUGCCCAAGAGGCAAAAUAUACACAAGCACCACAGAGGGCUUUUUUACCCAAAGACUCCCAAGAAGUUGAUCGAAGAAGCAUUCUUAGGAGGAGAAGAAAUGGCGGAGCUGGUCUUGGAUCGCGGGCUGUUGAUAAUUGACCCUGAGAGCACUGAGGCGCAAGACGGGUUAGUGCACGCUGUCCAAUGUAGGAUGGCUGGGGUGGUGAAGCGGCUACUCGGUCGAGGAGUUGAUCCCAAAUUAUCUUCAACCUAUCUUCGCCCAUCUUUGCUGGUGGCUGCGGCAUAUUCCCCUAGCACUGACGAUACCAUCAAUGCUACAGCCAUUCUUGACAUGCUCCUAGCCCAUGGUUCUGAUAUCGAGGAACGGUCUUUUCCUGGCAUGGCUCCCUUGUACCGGAUCAUUGUGCAAAUCAAUGCCGACGCGCAGUGGGUUUUCGGUCAAACCGAGGUACGACUCUUGUUAGAGAGAGGAGCAGAUCCCUUCGCGGAGCAUGACCGCUGGAUUCUAGACGUUACAGAGACAAGGGAUGGCCACGCUUAUUCCGACUCACUAUUCAUGAAUAGACGGUCACUCCAGAACGCCAAGACAUGGUCGGAUGACAGCCUCCCUAGGAGAAUGGUUAGAUUUCAGCGCGAGAGUUUGUCAGGCCAAGGCGAUGACCCAUUCCUAGCAUGUAUGAGACGGGGCGAUAAAGCAGUGCUCAAGCUCAUGAUUGACGCAAUUGAUCGGAAAAAAAUUCCCUUGGAGGAGUUGAAGGAGAGACUUGACCGAGCCCAGAUUGAAGCGACCGAGAAUGGGAACCUGCACCUUCUACCCAUUCUGGAGGAUUAUUACUGGGCAAAAAGAUAUCCAUGCAAGUAG
Messenger RNA from Penicillium crustosum, 2340 nucleotides. RefSeq lists its product as uncharacterized. The record is from RefSeq and is a predicted model, not a curated record. Bases 1 to 2340 code for a protein of 779 amino acids. The transcript has a single exon. Gene Ontology annotation, molecular function: protein binding. NCBI's taxonomy places the organism in Eukaryota, Fungi, Ascomycota, Eurotiomycetes, Eurotiales, Aspergillaceae.